UGGCACUUACAAAAAAUGUCCAAGAACACAAAGACAUCAACUCCACACAGUUGAUAAGGACUGUAAGUUGGAACACCUCAAGACACAGGUCAUAGAUAUUCAUCCAGCUUUUACUCAAUUGAGUGGUAUAAUUUUUACAAUUUAUGAACAGAUAGAAGACUGGCCUUAUGUUGUUGAUGCACUAAUACAAUAUGCUAUUAAUUGUGCCGACGUCUUGCCUGUCACACAGACCAUGGGUGUUCCUGAAACAACAUCGUCUAUAUCAUUGGAGCAGAUAUCAAAUCACAGCCAAUCUUUAGAACAAACCAACGACGUUAGUGAUGACGUAUCCAGAGACAAGGAUGAUGAUGUUAGUCGGAGCGGUGAAUCUUGUUUUCAAGAUAGUGGAGACUACCAGUGGUGUGUGGACGACGAAUGUAACAGAGAACUGAAUAUAAGUCUAAGUAUCGAUCCGCACAGUAUCAACUCACUCUCACCUGACCAAGACAGCCUACAUUAUGAUGAUAUUUCUAAAACUCUGGACGCUAGUUUGGCAGAAAUAGACAUGGAGACGUUUCGGUCGGAAGAUAUCAACUCCCUUUUGGCGCUUCCCGGAGUAUACAGCAUCGGGAGCGAGAUUGAGGGUUGUUCUCUGGGAGAAAAUUGUGCGUCGCUGUCAGCUUCACUUCUGAAAGACUUUGAACUGGAACGUUCAGUCAGCGCUCAUAACUUAUCAGAAGAUGAGUCUGCUGAAGGAUCUAUUUGUAAAGAUGAGCCACUUUUUUCACCCACAAAAGAGCCUUUGAACGUGAACAGCAUUUCGGUGGAUAGUUUAGAUUGUACUUCAUUUGACGAACAUAAUAUUGCUGUUACAUGUCUAGCCAAGAAAAGUAAUUACACUAUUGCAUUUGAAGGGAGUGGAACACAGUUGUCAGAAAACAUAGACCCUGUAGAGACAAAACAAAAUAAGGAAGACAUUCCAAGACCAGCAGUGAUACCCGAGUAUCCCCCGGAUCAGAAAGUGUAUUACAACUCUCUGGUACAAUCUGAUGUAUCAUACACAAGUUGGAGAAACUUGAAAAAUAUUAAGCCAGCUACUCGACCAGCAUUACCUACCAAAUAUCAACACUUCAGAAGCAAGAGUCUUCCCAAUCUGCUUAAAAAAUCUUUAGAAUUGGCAGAGAAACAUUCUUGCGAACGUGAAUUGAAGAUAAAUCCAGUAAAAUAUAUACCUAUAUACGAGCUUCACAAUAGCUAUUCGGGUUCUCUUCAAGGUAUUAAAGAGAAAGAAAACAAAAAUUCUGUUCCUUUAUUUAAACUUUUUAUUAAAAACAAAUCUUCAUUAGCAUCAGACAAGUUAUCUCUCUCUGAAUCAAGCAGUCGGUCUGGAUCUUUAGAAAAUAUAGUACCAUAUCAUCUCAUUUACUCCAACGAAACUAUUCUUAAGACGGAAACAAAUGGACGCAAAGAUAAAACAGACGUUUCUUUUAAAAGACAUAAACUUGAAAGGAACUGCGAUAAUUAUAAAGAUAAUUUCAUCAGCUCAUCAAAUCCUUUAGAGUGCAAUAAUGAAAAGGAACUUCAAGUCGCACUCUUCAAGCAAAGACAGGCAGCAAAACCAGGAAAACACAUUUUGAAUACACAUGCAAUUGAACUGAAUAAUAAUUUGAUUCAAACAAACGUUAACAACAAGAAUCCUAUGAUUAAUGUGAAUACAACUGUCAUUAAUCACAAAGAGACCUCAUCAGAAAGUAACGAAAGCAGCUCUCAGGGUUUUGAGGACAGUCUGGUAGAGGGACUUUUAACACAACCUACUCAUACACAUUCCUCCACUAUUAGAGAAGAAGAGGAACUGUUAGACACCGAUUCAUUUAGUGGAGAUGAAACAAUGAGAGAUAGCAAGGAUCCUUUUGGCAGUGAUGGCAGUAUGUCGGAGGAGACUUCUGUACCCAAAAACAAUGUCAAUGAAAAUAAAUAUGUUAUACCAAAACCUGUGGACGAGAGUAAGACAGUUCAGAGAAUUAAAAAUAUUCUUCGUGUAGAGAAUACAUCUGUAAACAAUAUCUGUGUCACAAAUGAUGGUAAUAAACAAUCAGAGAUAAGCACUGAGAUGAAUCUCGAAAGCAAUUCCCAGGGAACUCAGACAAAGACCGUAAAUGGCAAGAUAAACAUCUCUGCAUGUUCGUGUAGAGACAAGAAUUCAUCUCAGCCUUUUUCAAGUUUAGAGGAGGUACUAAACAAUAAUAGACAAAGUCGUAAAUCAAGAGAAACUAGCCCUGCUUCUAGUGGCUAUGGCGGGAGUAGGCAAAAUUCAAUGGAAAGAUUGCGUCACAGUUCUCAAACGUUCAUCAAUAACAGCAACUCUUCUUCUUCUGCUGUUUUGAAAAACAACAAAAAUGUGACCAUUGCCAAAACUAGAAGCAUUGCUACACAAAUUCCAAUACACAUAAGAGAUCAAGCCAUACAGACUUCGUUAGUAACUAAUAGUAGCCAUGUUGGAAGCUUUAGUAUUCACGAAGGAUACACGGACUCUUCAGAGUAUAAAACUAGUGCAUAUAUCUCUCCAUCUAUGUCUUCUGAUAACUCAAAAUUUUCGAGCCCUUCAAGUGGCACAAACGCGCAGACGAAACCUGUAUUUGUUUGUUAUCCAAGUUAUUCAUUGCCAGAUCUAAGUUUUUUGAAGACCCUUGGUAAUAGACCAAAAGAAAACGAUUUAGUCAAGUCUAGAACAACUGAUAUAUUUUCAACAACUUGUACCAGUGCCAUUAUGAAUCAAAAGAACAUUGAAAAGAAAACAAUUUCUAGUCCUGGAAGCAAUGAAACACUUUCAGAGAACGGUUUUAGUCAUAUUAAAGAUUGGGAUUCAUUAAGUAUUUUGCUUCCCAAUGGAUUGAAGUCUGUUCUUCCAAACUAUUACCAGAGAACUGACAAUGAUCUAGAUCACAGAUGUCUAGAUGAAAAUGGAUUUCAUUGCAGUUGUUCUGGUAUAAUUAAUAGAUGUUGUACAGAAUACGUAGGAAAUCAAACUCACAAAAAUAGAGAGCUAUCCUGUUCUGGUGAAAGCUUCUCUACAACAUCAAGCUCACGAGGUAGUGAACAUCCGCAUUCUGACAUCUUAGGUAUGCAAAACAAAGGUGUAGGGAUUCUUCCACCUUUACCUAAACGCUCUCUUUCCUUAAUGUUCGAAAAAACUCAUUUUGAAAAAGGCCAAUAUGAUAAUAAUCAUUCUCGACGAGGCAUUUUAAGGAAGUCAUCGUCAGCAGGUCAUUGUAACAAACAAAGGAUUCAUGAUAAACGUGAUGUGACGUGUCGUGGAGUAUCUUGCCAGUUAGAUUUAAAAAGAUGUAGCCAACUUGAUCAGUACACACAGUCCUUAGAAAACAUCCCAGAAAAACUCCCUCAACCUGAAAAUGAAGCUAAGUAUGCUAAAAUGACCAAAUCCCCGUUACAAUACAUUGGUAACCAGUCCUUGAUAGAAACCUUACCAGACCAUAUUAAAUACAACUCUGGUGUUACUAAUAAUACGAGAGAAACCUGUGCACCAGAAAAUAAUCGAAUUUUGCUUAAUCCUGUUAAGAAAACCCUCUCUGAUGGACACUGUCCAAGAGGCCAGGUUUUUGAAACCCACUUUCCACAACUAUCUCAACAUAACACUCAGACUACAUCCUACAUUUGUAAAAACAGCACGAAUGCUGAACAAAAUGACAAGUGGGGAAGUCAGUGUUGCUCUUGUAGCCUUAACUCUCUAACAUCCCCAAUCCAUCAGCUCUGUGACCAACUUCAACAACUACUUAACUCCAGCACAAGUCUAAACCUGAUGGCGGCAGCUUUGUUAUCUACAAAAGGUUCAUCAGACGCAGUGAAUUGUUGCAGUUUUUCUUCGCAAUCCAGCUGUUUUCGCGGGAAAAAGUCCGUCACUUUUGAUGACGAUAGUAUAACGAAAGAAAACAACAUUACUUCUACUACCCAGGAGAGUCCGAAAGAUGAAGUGAACAGUGAGGAUGAUUCCGACAGUCCGCCUCAAGAGUUUGUUGUAUCACCACAGCAAGGGUCGCCUUCAAUGUUCGCACAACCUAUAAUUUCCUCCGACAUGAAUAAUUUUCCAAAGCCAACUGACGUUCUUGAUUUAUAUAUGAAUCAUAAAACGGGUUUAUUGAAGAAUAUAACUAUGGCUGUAGAACAAAUCAUGAACAAUCAGAAGGAAGAUGAAAGUCAAAGGGAAAAGGUUCUGAAAUAUCUGUGUCCAGCUCUCUACAAUGUGUUAGCAAACGGCCUACUCCCUUCUGAUGUUGGGCCAGAUUCUCCACCUAACUCUCCAUGGAAUGUGGCAGAAGCAUCUUCACGAUUUGGGCAUUCAACUAAAGAACUUGAAGAUCUAGUCAAUUACAUUGCUGGAAAGGACUGCUUAACUGGACAUACCUGUAGAUUCUAUAUCUUCAUUCUCGGUCUAUUGAACCUUGGAAUCAUUGACUGGUGGUUUCUUCAUUUGACAUCAUGUGAGCCUUUGAUUCGCCAGCAUUACCAAUCUGAUGCGUUACUUAGUCUACUGGCUUCUCCGUUAGCUACCAAACUGUGUGAGGGGCUUUUGAUUAAACUUAGAACUCUUUCCUCGUUACAAUUUGCUUUAGACAUGACUGUUACUAGCAGUGAAAUGGAAAAUAUUGCUAAAGAUUCUCUAGUAUCAACACCACUUGCGGAACAGGAACCUUUAAAACCAGCCAAGAAACCUAAUGUAGUUCAAAAGCCUCAGUUUGAAUCUACAGCUUGUGAGUUUGAUUUGGAUGAAGAAGCAAUAGCUUCACCUUUGAGAAGAUCUAAGAAAACUACUCAGCUCAUACACUUUAUUGCGGAUGAACCUUCAACGACUUAUUUUGAUGAUAAACGUUUAAAUUUAUCUCCUAUGAAGAAAAAUAGCUUGAACUGCAAUGUUGUUAAAAAAGAGAAUAAAAAUCAUAAUAAAAGUGCACUAGAAGCAGUAAUAGACGUAGCACCACCACAGCAGAGGGAGUCUAACAUUGAUAAAUGUUAUGAGGUAAGACCACCAGAAACACUAGAUAUGGAUCCUGCGAAAGAUGUACUUCAAAGAGCAGUUGAUUUAGCUUUUCCAACGACUCCGAUACGCGAAAGGGAAGCUGAUGAAUUGCGUUAUUUAGCAAUGGGUAAAAUUUCUAACAACAAAAUUCAAGAUACUGACAUAUGUUUUAGGAAAGCAAGCACAGAGAGUUUAUCGGGAAACCAUACUGAGUGUUGUAAAACUGAAUCACAAAAUAAACAGAAUGAUCAAUUGGGGAACUGUUUUGAAGAUUUGAAACGGAAAUGGGAGCAGUUGACAUCUUUACCUAGCAACGAUGGCAAACAACAGACUACAACAAUCACAACAACCAUAUCCAAGCGGCCUCCUCUACCCUUGCAGUCAAGAUCCGACAAGGACUCUGAGAAAUCGGGAAAUCCUGGAAGUUCACGAGUAUUGCGACAAGCAACAGCAACUAGAAAAGUGAAAAAAUCUCUUCCGGCUUCUUCCAAUUUUCAAGAAAUUUCUUCUAAUCAACAACCAUCACAAAACAACACAAAUUCUUCCAAACAGUUUGCUUCUAGAGGAAACAAGGAACCUGUUGUAGGAUCAGCUGUAAGGAAAACACUUACUAGUACAACAAGUGGGCCACCAAAUCCUACAGUUAAACAAGUGACUACAUCAAACGAAUUCUCAAAUAACUCUAUCAAACAAAAGGGAGUUUCUUCUGCACCGAGUUCUCCAAUUAGGAAAUAUAACCCCAGAAGAACUUCUGAUAAUUUAAGUUCAGGCAUUUCCAACUCACCUACCUCCACCAGGCAAUCUACUGUUAAAGGAGGAUCAGAAUCCAGAAGGCCCAGAAGCUAUCCAUCUCAAAAAUCACUUAUUCCAACACAGAAAGGCAAUCGAAUGUCUUCUGGACAACAGAAAAGAACAACACAACAUUUUCCAGUUAGUUCUUUCCGAUCUUAAAACAAAGAUAUGUGAUAUGAUCCGGAAAUAUGUCUCUAAGAGAAGAACUUACCAACUACCAAAGGACAUCAAUGGUAUAAAAUAUUAAAAAAUAACCAUAAAAGCCUACCUGGUAUACCAGAGCUAGGAAAGUGAGCUAGAUAUUUACAAUGCUUCUGUACGUGUAUCAUUGACAAAACUAAUUAAUAUGUGUAAUUAUCGUUUGUAUUAUUGACCUCAGUAUCACUUAAACUUGUCUAAACUGUGUGUGAGAUAUUUAAGCAUGAUUGGCAUCAUUAUCAAAUGUGUGCCAUUUCUAAUUCACAUGUUGUGUCAUAUAGGUGUACUAAGCGUACUAGUGGAAUUAGUAAAUUCUUUAGAAUAGAUUUAGGUAGAACAAACUCCAAGAUUUAGGUGGAAUGAUUUGUCUAUGCAGCUUGAAAUCUAUGUACUAAAACAGGGCACUGCAAAACUUUGAAAUCGUUUGAGUCAACUAGCCCGACAGGUUGAUGCAGUACCGUUUUCUAAAUCUUACUCACAAGCUUAGUUUUACAUCUACAAACAUAUACAUAUAUGUAUACACUUCCUUCUAUGAAUUAUUCAGUAUUCACUUCAAUCUUACUUCAGCUAGACAUUUAAAAGACGUGUAUUUGAUGAAGGAUUAAGAUACUUGUAUUAUUGUGAAAACCGCAUAAGUGAUAUUAUUUUAGUCUAUAGAUAUUUCACUGUUUUUCAUUAAUAUCACAAAUAUUACAAUAAAAUAUAAAUUAUUUUUGUUCGUAAGCUUCUGUAUUUCAAAGAACAGUUAGUACAUGUGAUUUAAUAACAAUUAGUAUAUUUAAGGGGACAACUCCAGAGUUUUAAAUAUUGUUAUACUUUACUAAAUUGUAGAACAUAUAAAAUUACUUAAUUUAUAGAAUAUAAAAUAGUAAUAUUUUACAAAAUGACAGUGUCUCAGCAUAGGUUACGUUUUGUGUCUGAAUUUUUCUUAUUUCAAGAAAUCUCUAAAUGGUAAUAUUAUAUAUUAAUAUUACCUUUAAAUUUCAAAACUUAGCGUUUAUACAUGAUUUCAUUAUAUUUGCUCUUCACUUUCAACUGAAUACAUAUGUUGUUAUAAUCUAGAAGAAACCUUCAUUACAAAUCAGUUUUUUUACACUCACCGAGAUCUUACACAUUUGUAUAUGUUCUGUGCCUUUAAAUGUUUCGAGAUUUGGUAUUUGUUUUCAAAUUUGUAAUACCCAUGCUUAUAAACAGGAGAACAAAAUAAUAACAUUCAAAGAAAAAAAAUGCUAAAAGCUACAAAUUCUUUAAAAUAUAAGAACUGGAUGAUAAGAGUGUGAGUAGAAUUACAAGAAGUUCUUAAAGUGGAAUUUCAACAAAACUGUGUUUGUUAAUUACUUAAAUCGUCAAAUAUGUUUAAAACAUAUUGUACUUAACCGGAUAGGGAACAAUAGACAUGACUUUUAGAAAGGAGGUUAAUUAAUGUGUUAUUAACAACCAUUAGGAAAUUUAUUAAAUUCUUUGAUUGUUAUAUUAUUGAACACAAGUGUGUACCAAUAGCUACUACCAUUCUUGGUAAUCUUGUUAAUUGUAAAUUAUUCUAUUUUUCGAAAUUAUUUUUCCUUCGAAGUUUGUGUUUCGAAGUAACGUGUAUUAGGAUCUUCUCAUACGUUACAUACGUAUUUGCGUUCCUGUAACAAUUUCAUAAUUUUAGUAUUUUAACUAGUAUUAUAUAUUUUGCAAAACGAACGAAGAUAAAUGACAACACUUAUUUGUGUUACAGAAAUCGGAUUGAUUUCCAAAAUUAUAUCGUUCCCCAACCAAAGCCUUAAGCUUUUCGAGAUUUCAAACUAUAAACCGAAGAAAAUUCAUAGAUUAACAUGCUAUUGUUUAUAAAACAUUCUGAUCCAAUUGUUGAGAAAUGAAAGACUAUUGAGUAGUAUGCUGUAUAAUACGCAUCUGCAGAAUGUAGCAGAUGAGUCAUAUUAAAAUAAUCUAUGCCAUAGCAGUUUUUGAUCAAAAUUAAUUUCCUACUAUCUAGUAAGAAACCAAUUUUAGUGUUUGGAAAUACCCUACAAUACAAUGAACAACACGAGAUGUGUUUAUUCAAGGUUGAUGGAGGUAAGUAAAAAAGAAAAGAAGACAAAUUUAGAUAUGCAAAUAUAAUGUUAGAUCUUCAUUACCAUGAAACAUGUACUUCAGGUGCCUCGAAACAUGUAGUUACAUAAAAUUUUUGAUAUCCAGUUAUUUAUCUUCUAUAAAAAAAGUAGAUAAAUUUAAAAUAAGCAAUUUCAAUGUUAGGUCUUCACUAGCAUGAAGCAUAUUUUUUAGGUGCCUCGAAACAUGUAAUGAUAUUAAAUUUUUGAUAUCCAGUUGCUUAUGUUGUGCUGCCUAUUACGUAUACAACUGCUUAAUUUUUCAAGACAACGUUGUUUAUCAUUUUACAGUGAAAAGGGGUUUCAUAGAGAAUACUGCAGACUGCAUAUUUUAUCAGAUAUCUAACUUACUUGCUAUAUAUAUAUAUCAGUAUUUGCAUACUGUUUGGUUAUAUGACCAUUGCUAUUAGGUAAGUAUUUUUACUUUAAAAAACGAAAAAUUGCUUAUGUUUAAUCAGUAAAGUGCACCGAGUAGUUUUAAUGAAGUAUUUUUUACAAUUAAAAAUAUAUUUACUGCAAAUUACCAGUGCUUGCUUAUUUACUUGUGGCUCUUUGAAAUGUGGAACUAACUCUGUCCACUACGAGUAAACAUAACAAAAUAUAAAUUAUAAAAGCGUUUACUGUAGGAAAUUAAGUAAAUCACUUAAUUAUAAAAACACAUAAGAGAAAUAUCGUGAGUUCCAAAGAUGCUAGUUUGAGCAAAAGUUUAUCGUCUUUCAUUAUCUUUUUGUGUAUAUUUUGUGUUAUAUUUUACAUACCCCAUUGCUAAAACAUAGGAAGAACAGUCACUUGUAAUCUUACAGUUUGAUAUCAUUGAAUUCAGAAGUAAUUAAAUCUUUGAAACUAAAUAUUUUUAGCUCAUUUUUCUAAUUAGCCCACCAUUAAUUGGAGUAUAUUCAAUAUGUAAAUUAAAAAUAGUACACAUUAAAUAUAGCGGUAUUUAUCUGGAAAUUUCGUUAUUUUUAAUUAAAAAGAAGCUCAUCAUUCUAGUCAGCAUACCCAGCCACAAGUUUAAAAGCUCCACUUAUUCCAGGAACUCCCCUGGUGAGACAGCGGUAAGCCUACAAACUUACAAAUUAAAAUCCGGGGUUCGAUUCCCUGCAGUGGCUACAUCGCUAUUUCCUAGAUUAAAAUAAUUAACACUUACUUAAGGAAAAACAACACAUAAACAAUAUUAUCUACAAAGUAUAUCGGUGUUGUGUUACUUAAAAAAAUAAGUGAGUUUGGGGUUGGUAAUAUUACUUAUUGGUUUAUGGUAAGUUCAAAUGCUUUCAAUUGAAGUUAUUUUUAUAUGGUUAUUCAUUGUAUUUGUCUUUAUUUGUCUAAACCUGGUACCACUACGUAUUAACACAGAUAGAAGUAUUGUUGCAUUUUCGAACAUAUCUAUUUUACAGUAUUAUUGAGGAUAACAUUGUAAAAUGAGUUAUUGUCGAACUACGCGGUUAGUUGUUUCAAUCAGCCUGAUACAUAUCUUUUUCAGUUUAUGUUUUUACUUGUCAGCCAAGCUAACAAAGUUGUAAUUCCCAUAGUAACAUAAAAUAUUUAUUUCUGGAAUUCGUUGUUUUUUUUUUUUCUAAUCGUGAAAAUACAUUUAUUAAAACAAGCCACCAAUGCUCAAUUUGUCAGACAUAUGACGUUUUUAGGUGUGUUUUUUUUAAUGAAAAAUUAAGUUUUUUAAUUUAAAAAUCGUUAAAAGUGACAAUUAAUUCUUUAACUAUUUUGUUUCAAUUUUAAAUUUCAAAAAUCCAAAUGCAAUUUACCGCUUUAAAUUUUACCUGAUAAACAGUUUUCUUGGUUCCCGUAUUUUAUAAUGAGAGUUUCUAGCCCAGAAACCUGUUUAUUCUACAAGAGUAGACCAAAGGUAAAGGUUUUAAAAUACCACUUUCCAUGAUAAGUUAAUGCAAACAGUACUAUAACACACGUAAUCAUCGUGAUUCUAGCAUGACUUGCUUUCAAUCUUUUUUUUACAGUUUUUUCUUGUGAACUUUGAAUCUAUCAGUGUUACAUAUUUGUAGAACCAAAAGGAGAACUGAUAAAUAAUUCCCGUGUUACAUAUUUAUAUAGCUAAAAUAAGAACUGAUAAAUAAUUCCCGUGUUACAUAUUUAUAGAGCUAAAGAAAGGAGAACUGAUAAAUAAUUCCCGUGUUACAUAUUUAUAGAGCUAAAGAAAGGAGAACUGAUAAAUAAUUCCCGUGUUACAUAUUUAUAGAGCUAAAGAAAGGAGAACUGAUAAAUAAUUCCCGUGUUACAUAUUUAUAGAGCUAAAGAAAGGAGAACUGAUAAAUGAUUCCUGUGUUACAUUUUUAUAGAGCUAAAAAAGGAGAACUGAUAAAUAAUUCUAGCUUGUUUCGUGGAUUGCAAAUUGGUAUAAUUUUAACUUUUUGAAAAUAUUAAAGCAACAGCAAUUUUGUUCUAUAUAUUGCUUUUAUUUGGUUUCAAUUGUGAUAAGUCUUCUGAGAUGUUUAUAAAAAUCAUUUUUAACCCAUGUAUAAGGGAGGAAAAAUUUAAACAUGUCUUCAUGUGUAAGUUGUAUUUCCUUGUCGUUUUUGUGCCUAAUAUUUCGUGUGCCAAACGAUCAGAGAGCAUUUUUUAAUUUCGUGUAAUUGCUCUAAGAAAUAUUUAUAGUAGAGGCAAGAUUACUUAAAAUCAUAUGUAAUGUUUCAAAAUUAUAUAUUGUCACCGAGAUCAGUUAGGAAAACAUAUAAAUAUAUGUAUUAUAUAUAUAUUAAACACCUAGAAAAUAAUAGUAUAUGUCACAGUUUUUCAUAUUGACGUUAGAUUAAUUUAUACUGAUUAAUGAUGUAUUUCAAGAAAAAUGAAAAGUUGUGAGAAACACAGUUAAAAUAUAUUGAGAUUGCGUAUUCAUACUUAUGUAUUUGGAAAUAUAAAUAAAUAAUUAGAAACUAAAGUUGAUAUGGAAAUAAACAUAAACUAAAACGCAAUAAAUAGUAAACAUAAUAUUAUGUGUUCUAACUAAGAGAAAUUUUACUCUUCAUAUUACUAAUUAUAUAAAAGUACUUUUGGGUAUAAUCAACAUAAUACACGUUUCUAUAAUUUUGAAUUUUACAAUAAACGCUACAUAUAAGUCAAUCAAUGACAUGCACAAAUCUGAGUUUGUAAUACCUUUUAAUUUUCGUUCAUUAUUCAUUUCAACUGUCUAAGUCAACAUAAUGUUAAACAAAUUGUGCCUUAGUUUUGUAUGAACAGAUAAUUCACGUAAGCGCAUUAAGUUUUGAAUUAGCCUAUUGUAUCCAGAGCCUUAAAACAUGAAUCUCAUCGUGUUUGUGUCUUAACUCAAGUUCAGAAUACAAUAAUACAUGUUUUGGAUUAAUUGAACUAGUUUAUACAUAAAAUAAUCACCCGAAAAUUGUUUUAUAUAUAUUUUUCUCUA
Molecule: messenger RNA, 11488 nt
Organism: Limulus polyphemus (Atlantic horseshoe crab)
Lineage: Eukaryota; Metazoa; Arthropoda; Merostomata; Xiphosura; Limulidae
Exons: 11
Coding region: 233-5962 (1909 amino acids)
Cellular component (GO): cytoplasmic vesicle
Source: RefSeq, a predicted model, not a curated record